This is a messenger RNA of Diorhabda carinulata, 2165 nucleotides long. Its product is annotated as scavenger receptor class B member 1-like. The record is from RefSeq and is a predicted model, not a curated record. Gene Ontology annotation, cellular component: membrane; cytoplasm. The coding region runs from base 90 to 1745 and encodes 551 amino acids. NCBI's taxonomy places the organism in Eukaryota, Metazoa, Arthropoda, Insecta, Coleoptera, Chrysomelidae. The transcript has 9 exons. Gene Ontology annotation, molecular function: scavenger receptor activity.
CACCCAUUAUCAGUGUUUAUCGAGCUAAAGUAACUAAGUAACUUGGGUCGCGCCAAACUUUGAAAAGUAAAUAUAAAUUUGUAUCACUGAUGAUGUAUCCCAAUGAUGAAACUUUGCGCGUUGAUAGUGAAAAUGGAUUGUUUGGUGGUAAACAUUCAUAUUUAGAAAGAAAUUGUAAUCAAAUUUUCAUGAGAGGUCCAGCGUUAACAAAAGAAAUCUUAGAGAAAGUUCAAGAGGAAAUUGUACCAAAAAAAACUUAUAUUUUUGGUCAUGAGUACAAUACAAAGCGGAUACUAUUUAUUUCUGGAUUGGCUGUACUUUUUCUCAUAAGUCUAACUGGAGCUGUUCUCACAUGGUUUACAAAUGCUUUUGACGAUCUAGUAUUAUCGCAAGUAGUUCUCAAGAACAAUAGUAAAGCUUUUGAUAUGUGGAAGAAACCCCCAGUUAGACUUAGAUAUAAUGUCUACUUAUUUAAUUAUACAAACGUUGACGAUUAUAGAGAUGGUAUUGUCGAAAAACUACAUCUAGAGGAAAUUGGACCAUAUGUUUAUGAGGAAGUUUUAGAAAGGAUAAAUAUUUCUUUUCCAACUGAAGAUACAAUCUCUUAUAGAGAAUAUAGAACUCUAUCUUUCAAACCGAAUCUAUCUAAAGGAAAUCAAGAUGAUCAAGUUAUCGUCCCUAACGUACCAGUGCUUGCUGGAUCUGCUUUUACAAAAUCUCAGAAUUAUUUCAAUAGAUUGGCUUUCUCUGGAAUACUUUCUGGAAUGGAUGAAGAAGCAUUUUCCAAAAUAUCAGCAGGUUCUUUCAUAAUGGGCUAUGAAGAUAGAUUCUAUAGCUUAGCUAAAAAUUUUUUACCCUUCGAUACUCCAGAGGAAUUGGGCAUAAUGGUAAAGAAACUUGGACAAUCUCCUUAUAGCAUAACUAUAAAUUCUGGUAAAAACGAUAUGAAUAAAUUUGCUCAAAUAGAAAAAUUUGAUGGAAAAAAACAGUUGGACUAUUUUUCAGGCGAUUGUAACAGUAUUCAAAGUACAGAUGGAGCCUUGAAUCCACCAAAGCGAGUACGAGCUAAGCAACCGCUUUAUUAUAUGUUUCCAGAGGGUUGUAGAAGAAUGCCGCUUGUUUUUAAUAAGGAAACAACUAUACGUAACGGUACGAUACCGGUCUAUCAAUACACUUACCCAGAAGAUAUUUAUGACUCGGCAGAUGAAAAACCUGAGAAUAGAUGUUAUUGCAGUGACCAAUGCCCUUUGAAGGGAGUUUUUAAUAUAACUGGCUGCAGUUUUGGCUGUCCAACGUUUAUCUCUCACCCACAUUUCCACAGAGCUGAUCCUCGUCUAGUAAAACAUUUCACCGGAUUACAUCCUGAAAGAACAACAUACAAAUCUUAUUUCAAUUACCAUCCUACAAUAGGAUUUCUAAUAUCCGCCAGAAAUUUGAUUCAGCUCAACGUACAGGUUCAAAAAGCUGGUGCUGUAUCCCAAGUUGAUAUGUUCGAUGAUGGUAUGAUUCUACCAUUCGCCUGGUUGGAAGGGGUUUUAGAUGAAAAAACAUUACCUCAAGAAUUAAUAGACACAAUAAAUUUAGCAACUUUCAUCGCCCCAACCGUCAAUUUGAUAUUAAAAUACGGCUGCUUACUCACCGCUAUUAUAACUUUUAUUUUUCUAAUUCUUGUUAAUAGAAAAGAAAAGAGAACACUCUCUCAGAAUUUGAUAAGGACACACCAAGGCUAUUCUAUAAGCAGCUGACUGGAAUUAAUAAUAAUAACAAGGAGGUAGUAUGAAAUGAGUAUUAGUUCUUUACAGCUAUCUCUCAGACUGAUGGAAAAACUCAAGGAGAAUAUAAUUUAAGCGGUUAUUUAUUUAGUUUAAGAAAUGUUUUGUGUUAAUCAAAAACGAUAUUAAAAAAAUAGUUGGAUAGUGGAUCUCCAAACUUUUGUACUUUGUUGUUGUUGAUUUGAGUUUUAUUGAAAUGUUAAAUGUUCAAUUUAACAUCAACAAAUUAUUUGUAUCAAAUAUCUUUACCUGUUUGUCACAUAGGUUCAGUGGCCGAUGAAUUGAUUUUUCUUAAUUCUAUCUUGUGACGACUAUAUUAUAGCUAAGUUGUGUCGGUUGCAUUUGAGCUGUUCAUCUGUGUAUAAAUUUCAAUAAAAUAAAGAAAUAAUCGUA